GACGUUGAGAGGAGGAGGAGGAAAACAAGAGAAUAAGUUAGCCUUAGCCAGCUAACCUGUUAUAUAAUGUGUCGUUCAGUUGGUUACUCGGUUAUGUUAGACUUUUAAUAUCAGAUCUGCCUACGUUAAUUUAAUCCAUAUAGUGUCUUUGCUCGUAACUGCGUAGUGUUCACUCAACUAAGUUUCGUUUUUAAACUCUUUAUGGCGCCCAUUGAAAUGUUGUCGUUUCCUUUUCUUGUCAGUGAGCGGCGCUGUUGCAUCUCCUUAAGUUAGUGAAAAUCAACCAAGAAAAGAAGAAAAAAAGAGAAAAGAUGCCAGGUCUGCAGGGUGAACACGUUCAGGGGAGUCCCAUCAAGAAGAGCAAACUGUCUCUGAGGUUUUUCCAGAAGAAAGAAACCAAGCGGGCUCUGGAUUUCUCUGAACCUCAACCUGAUGAACCCAAAUCUGUGGAGCCAGUGGAGCCUGAGCCAAGCAGCUGUGAUCAGCUGGUGCCCGGUCCGUCUCCGUGUCCGGCAUCGCCCAGCCUGCUGCUGCCGCCGUGUGAGAAAAGAGAAAGCUUGGUGCCAUUUGUGGGGCUCAACAACCUCGGCAACACCUGCUAUUUGAACAGCGUCUUACAGGUGUUGUAUUACUGCCCGGGGCUCAUGGAGGGCGUAAAGAAACUGUACAACCUGUCUAAAAGGAAAGAGAAAGUGAAGGAGGAAACAGACAAAAGUGAAGAGUCAGAGGGUUUAGCAGAGUCCUUGCCGGCUCACAUUGAGCUGCUCGGGAGCUUCAACAGUCUGAUAACAUCCGUGGAGCAGCUGCAGUCCAACUUCCUGCUCAACCCCGACAGCUUCAGCGAAGGAGAGCUCACCACGCCGCCUCGGAAAAUACUGCACACACUCAGGCAGCUGAACCCCAUGUAUGAAGGCUAUCUUCAGCACGACGCCCAGGAAGUCCUGCAGUGCAUCCUGGGAUACAUCCAGGAGGCCUGUGACACCAUUAGAAAGGAGCAGGAGGUGGAGGAGGAGGACAGCAGCGUGACGGAGGUGAAAACGGAGAAUGAUGACCAUUUGUGCUCUGGCAGCUCCGAGACAGAAGCUAAAACUCCGGCAGAGGAGGACGGCCAAGUCAGCGGGAAAAGAAAAAGUGACACCGAGGUGGGAAACGCCAAAAAGAAGACAAAAUCUGUCAAGUCCAAGAAGUCGGAUUCAGAGGAAGACGGUGGGAACAGAAAUAAACCCUUCACCCGCUCCAAGAGGAAGUCCUCUAGUGAAAUUACAGUGGAAAACACCCAGGAUAAAGAUGGAGAGGUUGAGGAGGCAAACGAGGGGACGCAGAAGCAGAAUAAGGAGAAAGGAGGAGAGAGUGAUGGUGAGGGGAAAGGUGAGAAAGCAUCAAAAGAAGCAGAGGGGAAAAGACAGAAGAGGGCUAAGCUGAGCUGGCUCAGACCGUCAGGGAACCAGCCCAGCAUCUUCUCCAAGUUCCGCAGCGUGGGGAAAAUCACCUCCAUGACCCCCAAAAACCAGACGAAACCAGAGCUGGAGAUCGAACCGACGGACGACCAAACUGAGAAUGAGAAGACCAGCCGAGAGCCAGUGCUCCAAAAUACGAAUGAAGACAAGGCGGCAGUGAAAAAUCAAGAGGGUCUGGACCUGAUGGAGCGCUUGUUCCAGGGUCAGUUGGUUCUGAGGACUCGAUGUCUGGAGUGCGAGAGCUUCACGGAGAGGAGAGAGGACUUCCAGGACAUCAGUGUCCCGGUGCUCGAUGACACACCGAGCAGCCCUGAUGACCUCUCAGAGAUUUCUCCAGAUCCUAAACCAGAGCUGAAGACUCUGAAAUGGGCCAUCGGCCAGUUUGCAUCGGUGGAGCGCAUCGUUGGCGAGGACAAGUACUUCUGUGAGACCUGUCAUCAUUACACAGAGGCAGAGAGAAGUCUGCUGUUUGACAAAACUCCCGAAAUCAUCACCAUUCACCUGAAGCGCUUCUCUGCCAACAGUUUAGAGCUGGAUCCAUACGCAGGCCUGUCCAAAGUGAACACCCCCUUACAGACGCCUCUGACCUUGUCUCUGGAGGAGUGGUACACCCGUCCCUCCUCUGCCAAAGGUCAACACUAUCAGCUGUUCGCCGUGGUCAUGCACAGCGGCGUCACCAUCAGCAGCGGCCACUACACCGCCUACGUCCGCAUGUCCGACCUGAAAGAUGUGAAGCUGUGGGACAGAAAAGAGACGGAAGAGGAGGAGGAGGAAAGCAAAGCGGGAACACAGGUGAAAGACGAAGCGUUGGAAUAUGACGACGGCGAGGUGUCUUUCAGCCUGAACGUGAGGGGACAGAGGGGCGCGAGCUUCAAGGCGGGAGGCAAGAAGUCGGAGGGUGGCGUUGGAUUGUUGGGAGGCCAGAGGAGUGUGUCUAGUUACGACCUCGGGAGCGGCGGCAGCAAACACACGGAUAAAACAACGACGGAGGGAUCUAAACGGAGAAAAAACAUUAACAGCCAGAACGCUGAAGCGGGACUUAAAAAGGAGCCAGAGGCCGCAGAUGGAGCCGAUGCGUCGGCGGCCUCCUGCAGUGGGAUGGAGGCGACGGAGCAGCAGGCUCUGACUAACCUCCUGGAGUUUGAGGGCAAAUGGAUGCUGUUUGAUGACUCAGAGGUGCGCCUGUUUGAGGAGGAGGACUUCCUACAAGCAUGCUCCCCCGACACAUGCUCGUCUUCGACACCUUACCUGCUGUUCUACAGACGGAUGCCCGAGCCCAGACACUGAAAUGUGAACUCGAGGGGGCCGUUCCAGUCAGGGCUUUUUUUUUUUUGUUUCGUUAAAAACUUCAGUGCCAAAAAUACUGUGGCGGCGGCGGCGUUAAAGCUCCUGAACUCAAGUUUUCUGGCCGUGCUGCGACAGUCGGGGUCUCGCUGUGGACGGAGGCUGUUUUCUCCUCCUC
Scomber japonicus (chub mackerel) is the source of this 2919-nucleotide messenger RNA. It is a transcript of the gene usp1, whose product is annotated as ubiquitin specific peptidase 1. Gene Ontology annotation, cellular component: cytosol; nucleus. The transcript has 8 exons. Gene Ontology annotation, molecular function: cysteine-type deubiquitinase activity; cysteine-type endopeptidase activity. NCBI's taxonomy places the organism in Eukaryota, Metazoa, Chordata, Actinopteri, Scombriformes, Scombridae. The record is from RefSeq and is a predicted model, not a curated record. Gene Ontology annotation, biological process: protein deubiquitination. The coding region runs from base 312 to 2744 and encodes 810 amino acids.